UCAAAGACCAUCGAUACAGUUUUACCCGAACCCGAUUCAACAUAUCUAGUUGAGGGGAAAAAUGCUUCUCGAGAACGGUACUUUCUCAAGCGACGGAGAGUGUAAACUCUAAACUGAACUCCAAUGAAGUUUCACUGCCGCUCUCGCCGUUUUAUGAAACCUUUUUCAAGCCUCACACCAAGGCAAAGAACAAAUCAUCCUUCUUCUUCUUCUAAUUGGAGAACUCAAAUCAAACAAACCCAGCUGGUUUCCCAAGUCUCAUCCAUUCUCUUACAAAGACAUAACUGGCCACCCCUUCUUCAAACUCUCAACCUCUCCUCCAAACUAACCCCAUCUCUCUUCCUCCAAAUUCUCCGCAAAACCCAACAUCAACCCCAUCUCUCUCUCUCUUUCUUCAACUGGGUCCAAACCCAUCUGGGUUUUGAACCUGACCUCCUCUCCCACUGCCAUAUUAUCCGAAUUUCACUGGGCUCGGAUGUUUCCCCAUCCCUAGACCCCCUUUUACACUUCCUGAUUCAGUCGCAUCCUCCACCACUAGUUGCAGAUUCUAUGGUUCAAGCUUGCAGAGAGAGGAAAUGAGGUGAAACUAGCUUGGUGUUUUUUAGGUGCAAUGAUUCGAGAUGUCGACCCUGAUUCAUUUUCUUGGUCAUUGGUUGCUCAAAUUCUUUGCAAAAAUGGGAAUUUUGACAAAGUGGUUAAAUUGCUGGAGAAGGGCAUUUAUAAUACUAAAAUUUAUGAUCUUCUUGUUGAUUUUUAUAGCAAAAAUGGGGAUCUUGAAGCUGCAUUUCAUCGAUUAAAUGAGAUGAAUAAUAGAAAGCUUGAUGCUAGUUUUUCUACCUAUAGCUCAGUACUUGAUGGGGCUUGUAAAUAUAAUGAUAGUGAAGUGAUGGAGAGGAUAACGAGGAUAAUGAUAGAGAAGCAAUUGCUUCCGAGAUGCCAAUUUUCCGGAAAUGAUUCGAUCAUCCAAAAGCUUUGUGAUUUGAGGAAGACACAUGCAGCUGAAAUGAUGUUUAAGAAGGCUUGUGGUAAGAACAUUAGAUUACAAGAUGAAACUUAUGGAUCUUUGUUAAAGGCCAUGUCUCAGGUCGGAAGGAUAGAUGAAGCGAUAAACAUGUAUCAAACGAUGUUGAAAAGGGGAAUUAAGGUAAAAGACAGUUGCUAUUGUGCAUUUGCAAAUGUCCUUUGUAAGGAAGAUCAAUCUGGUGAUGGAUAUGGAUUGUUGGUGAAUAUCAUGAAACAAGGACAUCAUCCUUGUCCUUCCCAAUUGUCCAAAUACAUAGCAUCACUGUGUAGGAGGAAGAAAUGGAAAAAAGCUGAAGAACUCUUGAAUCUAAUGCUAAAGAAAGGGUUAUUGCCUGAUUCAGUUCCUUGUUGUUUGCUGAUGGAGUACUAUUGCUUUAAUAGGGAGAUGGACAAAGUUGUUGCAUUGCAUUAUGAGAUGGUGAAAGUGGAGGGAAGUUUAGAUGUAACGACAUACAACACGAUUCUUGAAGGGCUGUGGAGGGAAAAGAAAGCAGAAGAAGCAGUCGGGGUGUUUGAUUAUAUGACAGGGUUGAACUUGGUUAAUAGUGCAAGUUUUACGAUCAUGAUCUGUGAGCUCUGCCGCAUGAAGGAAAUGAGAAAAGCUAUGAAAAUUCAUGAUGAAAUGUUGAAGAUGGGAUUUAAACCUGACAAGGGUACAUACAAGCGAUUGAUUUCUGGAUUUAAGUAAUAGAUAUAGGUAGUGCAUAUAUCACAUUCACAUGGCCAUUUGAUUAUUAGGUUAUGUAGAGCAUUCAAGUUUGGGUCUCGAAAACUUACUCCUCCAUUUAGAUAGAUAUAUAUUUUUUGUGAUUAAAGUAUCUUUCAUCUCCAUUUAGAUUCAUGAAGACUAUCUAACAA
Molecule: messenger RNA, 1881 nt
Organism: Gossypium arboreum
Lineage: Eukaryota; Viridiplantae; Streptophyta; Magnoliopsida; Malvales; Malvaceae
Product: pentatricopeptide repeat-containing protein At4g21170
Exons: 2
Coding region: 611-1711 (366 amino acids)
Molecular function (GO): protein binding
Source: RefSeq, a predicted model, not a curated record